Aspergillus candidus is the source of this 3258-nucleotide messenger RNA. RefSeq names its product putative DEAD box helicase involved in nonsense mediated decay. The coding region runs from base 1 to 3258 and encodes 1085 amino acids. Gene Ontology annotation, biological process: regulatory ncRNA-mediated heterochromatin formation. NCBI's taxonomy places the organism in Eukaryota, Fungi, Ascomycota, Eurotiomycetes, Eurotiales, Aspergillaceae. Gene Ontology annotation, molecular function: helicase activity. Gene Ontology annotation, cellular component: nuclear RNA-directed RNA polymerase complex. The transcript has 5 exons. The record is from RefSeq and is a predicted model, not a curated record.
AUGGAAAUACUCAAGCUCACAUCUUCUGUACCGGUCAACCAAGAUGUGAGAGCAUACUUCAACCAGACUGUCCCCGAUGGCGCCGAACCGUGGCUAUCCAAGCCAGAAGUUCCAUCUCCAGAGGAAGUCAUGGCCAACAAUACCGAUGAGGAUGAUGUGAUGUUGGGACCAAAUAAGAUCAUCGGCCCAUGGGAGUCUAAAGAGGCAUACCUGAAAGCCCACUACGAGCUUUUGAGGGAAGACUCUGUGGCGCCACUCAGAGAUGCAGUGGCAUAUUUCAGAGAGGACCCCCGCAUGAUGGACUCCCCCGUCGUGGCGAUCUACGAAAAGGUCCACAUUAUUGGAAUCACACUCGCAAAGAGGGGCCUCGCAGCUAGAGUUCAGUUCUCCGCAGGCCGAUCUGGCAAGAAAAUUAUCUGGGAGUAUUCGAAACGGCUCAUUACCGGAUCAAUCGUUGCGCUGUCUCCUGCAAAAGACUCUUUUCGCAAUGAAUGUAUUAUCGCCGUGGUCGCAGCCAGACCUUUGGAAGGGGUGAAGCAAGAGCCUCCACAGAUUGAUAUUUUUUUCGCCCGCCCCCAAGACACGGUGUUUGAUCCCCAGGCAGAGUGGGUUAUGGUCGAGGCUAAGACGGGGUACUACGAGUCUGCGAGACACACCAUGACGGCCCUUCAAAAACUGAGCCAGUCAAAGUUUCCCCUAGCAGAGCAUAUCUGUUUCUUGGACCCGGAUAUCGACACCCCUGAGCAUAUAAAGAACGAAAGAACGGUUAAUGACCGCCUCGCCACUGAAACAACUGGUGAUGGAACAAUUGGUGGCGAACAAAAAGACCAGAUCCUGGACUGGUUCCCUGCGCUGCCCAUAGAAGAUUUGGACCUUACGCAAAGGAAGGCUUUGGAGCAAAUUCUCACCAAAAGUCUGGCAAUCAUUCAUGGCCCUCCAGGGACUGGGAAGACAUACAUAUCAGUUGUCGCGCUGAAAUUAUUGCUCUCUAAUAUGAAUCCCGGCGAUCCUCCCAUAAUCCUCUCUUCUCAGACCAACCAUGCGUUGGACCAGCUCCUGAGGCACAUAUCAUCAUUUGAAAAGGAUUUCAUCCGCUUGGGCGGCAGAAGCGGCGAUCCGGAAAUCAAGAAGCGCACUCUGUUCAAUGUCAAAAAAAGCAAACCGGAAACGACAAUUCGAGGAAGUGUCCUUGGGUCGGCCUCAAUGACGCAUAAGAACCUGAGUCGACUGAUCCGAGAGCAUUUGCAGGAUUUCAAUCUUGGUAGCCUUGACAAUCCGUUUCCAGCGUCUUUUUUCCUCAGGCAUGGUUUAUUGACGCAGGAACAAUGCGAUAAGCUGGCGAAAGGCGCCAAGGGUUGGGUACGCGCCGAAGACGACGAGGACACUGAUCCCUUGAUCACCUGGCUAGGUGAGAAGGCCGCCAGAUUCAAAGUAAAUUAUACCGCGGAAAACUUCGGUUUUGCGGAGGACGAGAUAGAUCUCGAAUACGAGCAACUCAAAGAAUUGGAGGCGGAGCAGGGGCUCGAAGACGAUGACUAUGAGACCUUACGAGGUGACUAUAUACCCCUUCGAGAAGGGGUGUACGGUCAAGAUACCUCCUCUAUCUCCAAUACUACGCUAUUGGAGUUCAUGAAAAACCCGGAUUUGUGGAGUAUCCCUGCCAAAGCGCGUGGCUCCGUUUACAAUGUGAUGCGGAAUUUGGCAAAACGCAAGAUACUAUACGAACUUCGCAGAAUGGCGUCCCUCUACCAUGCAAAUUGCAGAAAACUUCAAAUCGGCAAGUGGGAGUGGGACAACAACACGCUCCGACAUGCGAAGAUCAUUGGGAUGACCGCCACCGGACUGAGCAAAUACAGAGGUCUCGUAUCGAGCUUGAAUCCUCGGGUCGUCCUGAUCGAAGAGGCCGCUGAAGUCAUCGAGGCUCCAAUCGUGUCUGCCUGUUUUGAUUCGCUCCAGCAUCUGAUCCUGGUUGGUGACCAUCAGCAACUGAAAGGGCAUUGUUCGGUAGACGAGCUUGCCAAAGAGCCCUUUUUCCUUGACACAUCGAUGUUUGAACGGCUGGUUACUAAUGGCAUCGACUAUGUCACGCUCCGUCAGCAAAGGCGAAUGGCACCAGAGAUCCGUCGACUGCUGCAUCCCAUUUACGGCACAUUGGAGGACCACCAGUCGGCGCAGCUGCGUCCAAAGGUCCCCGGAAUGGGGGAUUGCCGGUCAUUCUUAUUCUCGCACAACUGGCCAGAGUAUAGUGACAGCUUUUCAUCCAAAUAUAACGAAAAGGAAGCGGAGAUGAUUGUAGGCUUCUUCGUCUACCUUGUAUUCAAUGGGGUCCAGGUGAAUAGAAUCACCGUCUUAACCUUUUACAAUGGACAGAGGAAAAAACUGCUGAGGCUCUUGAGAAGUCACUCCUAUCUCCAAGGCGAGUAUGUGAAUGUCGUGACAGUCGAUUCGUACCAAGGAGAGGAGAACGAUAUUGUGAUCCUCUCGUUGGUCCGAAGCGGGACGAAGAUUGGCUUCUUGUCCGUCGAGAACCGAGUCUGCGUGGCACUUUCUCGAGCCCGAUGUGGUUUUUACAUCUUUGGAAACGCAAAAAAGCUGAGCGCGGCGAGUCCUUUAUGGGAACAAGUUAUCUCCAUUUUGAGGAACGAAAGCCCAGAAGGGCGUUUGGGGGAUCAUCUGCCCCUGCGAUGUAUCAAGCACGGAAACCCGGUAUUGAUAAGAGACCCGUCUCAGUGGACCAAAAAUAAUGGUGGUUGUGAGCUUCCGUGCGAUGAGACAUUGGACUGUAAACAUAAGUGCACCUUACUCUGUCACAGCUUUCCCCACCAUAUGGUGUCAUGUAUGGAGACGUGCAAUCGACAGAUGCAGUGCGGGCAUCGUUGCGAGGAACCCUGUGCCCGAGUCCAUGAUUGUGCCUGUGACUGUCCGCAGAGUUCUGCCAUUGUACCCAUCCAGGACUACGCAAGCCCAGAGGACAGUUUCGGGUGGUCAGCUCAUGCCCUCCAACGGGCAGCGGUCGACGGGAAUCGGGCCUUUGCGAAUGGUGGGGCCAAGGAACAUGAUGCCUUGCCAUCAAGAAUGGCGACACACCCGCUGCCUUCGUCAUUUUCAUCUAGAUCGCAAGUACUGGCCGGUGGCUGCGAUGUUCUAGAAGAUUCGAGAAAUUUGGCUAGCCGUGGCCGCCAUGGUUGGAUUCCAGAUGGCAACUCGGCAGACAUGGAAGCCCCACGGGUACAGCCAAACUUGCUUGAUGAUCAUUAG